CCAUUGGCGGAUCUCCUGGACUGGGCCCGAAUUUUAACUUCUGAUUGGUGUUCGGACAGGAAGCGCGGCUGUGGGGCUGAAGCCCGACGCUUUGCCCUUACUUCUCUCUCUACUUUAUUCCCAAGCAGGACGUGUGUGUGUGGUGAAUGUGCGGCUCCACUGGGCUUGAACGGUGCGAUGAUAAAAGACGCCUCUGCGGUAGGCUACACACCUAUCCCAGAGCCAAAUAGCCAAGAAACAUCCUGAGGCCGUUCCUCCGUAUCCCCGUAAGCGUUUGGAGCGUAACCUGAAGUACCAUGUCCAGGCCACUAGGCGGCGGCCUGAAUGAUGUCACCCGCUUCCUCACGUCGGGGGUGGCUCCAUCUUCCCCCAGCGCCAACGCGCCGGUGUUCUCCGCCGCUGGCCAGGCCGACUGGGCGGCCAAGCGUCUGGUGUGGGUGCCGUCGGAGAAGCAUGGCUUCGAGUCGGCCAGCAUCAAAGAAGAGCGCGGCGACGAGGUGGAGGUGGAGCUGAGCGACAGCCAGAGGCUGCUGACGCUGUCCCGGGAGGAGCUGCAGCGGAUGAACCCGCCGCGCUUCAGCAAAGUGGAGGACAUGGCCGACCUCACCUGCCUCAACGAAGCCUCCGUGCUGCACAACCUGAGGGAGAGAUACUACUCAGGCUUGAUCUACACCUAUUCGGGGCUGUUCUGCGUGGUGGUGAACCCCUACAAGAACCUGCCCAUCUACACCGAGUCCAUCGUGGAGAUGUACCGGGGCAAAAAGCGCCACGAGAUGCCGCCGCACAUUUACGCCAUAUCUGAGGCGGCCUAUCGCAGCAUGCUGCAAGACCGAGAGGAUCAGUCAAUCCUGUGCACGGGCGAGUCGGGCGCCGGCAAAACGGAAAACACAAAGAAAGUCAUUCAGUAUCUGGCUCAUGUGGCGUCCUCUCACAAGGGCGUCACUCCAAGGAGCAAAGAUGCUUUGCAGAUGGACGGCUCUCGCUCCUUAACCAGGGGCACCACGUUGGUCAACAAGGGCGAGCUAGAGCGACAGCUGCUACAGGCCAACCCCAUACUGGAGGCCUUCGGCAACGCCAAAACUACCAAGAAUGACAAUUCCUCAAGAUUUGGUAAAUUCAUUCGGAUUAAUUUUGACGUGGCGGGAUAUAUUGUCGGCGCCAACAUUGAGACCUACCUCCUGGAAAAGUCCCGGGCCACCCGUCAGGCCAAAGAUGAGCGGACAUUCCACAUCUUUUACCAGAUGUUGCACGGCGCUUCUGAGACUAUGAAAUCGGACCUGCUCUUAGGAACUGCAGACGAGUACCGCUUUCUCAGCGGGGGUACCAUCUCGGUUCCCGGUCAGAGUGAUGGGGAGAACUUCACCCAGACUAUGGACUCCAUGGCCAUAAUGGGCUUCAACCCAGAGGAGCUGUUGUCCAUGCUGAAGGUGAUCUCCGCCGUGCUCCAGUUUGGGAACAUUUCCUUCACAAAGGAGAAGAACCACGAUCAGGCGUCCAUGCCCGACAACACGGCGGCUCAGAAACUCUGCCACCUGCUGGGCAUCAACGUGAUGGAGUUCACCCGGGCCAUCCUCACACCCAGGAUCAAAGUGGGUCGGGAGUACGUGCAGAAGGCCCAGACCAAAGAACAGGCUGACUUUGCCGUGGAGGCCCUGGCCAAGGCGACGUACGAGCGCCUCUUCAGGUGGCUGGUGCACAGAAUCAACCGAGCUCUGGACCGCAGGCAGAGACAGGGAGCCUCCUUCAUCGGCAUCCUGGACAUUGCCGGGUUUGAGAUCUUCCUGCUGAACUCUUUCGAGCAGCUGUGCAUCAACUACACCAACGAGAAGCUGCAGCAGCUCUUCAACCACACCAUGUUCGUCCUAGAGCAGGAGGAGUACCAGCGGGAGGGCAUCGAGUGGAAUUUCAUCGACUUUGGCCUCGAUUUGCAGCCCUGCAUCGAUCUCAUUGAAAGACCGGCCCAGCCACCCGGCGUUCUGGCCCUCUUGGAUGAAGAGUGUUGGUUCCCUCGAGCGACGGACCAGUCAUUCGUGGAAAAGGUGACCAGCCAGCAAGGCACCCAUCCCAAAUUCUUCAAAGCCAAGCAGCCACGCGGCGAAGCUGACUUCUCCAUCAUCCACUAUGCUGGAAAGGUUGACUACAAAGCCAACGACUGGUUGGUCAAGAACAUGGAUCCUCUCAACGACAACGUGGCGUCUCUCCUCCACCAGUCGUCCGACCAUUUUGUCUCCGAGUUGUGGAAGGAGGAUAUUCAAACUCUACCUCGUGUCUACUUCUUUGACUCCUACACCACAUUGCAGGCAAAUGGCUCCGACAUGGACCGCAUCAUCGGUCUGGACCAGGUAUCGUCAUCGAACGAGAGUAGCGGGCAAGUCGCGUUUGGCGCAGCGGGACUGAAGACCAAGAAGGGAAUGUUCAGGACCGUGGGCCAGCUGUACAAAGAGUCGCUGUCCAAACUGAUGACCACGCUGAAGAACACCAACCCCAACUUCCUCCGCUGCAUCAUUCCCAACCACGAGAAGAGGGCCGGCAAGCUGGCGCCACACUUAGUUCUGGACCAACUCCGAUGCAACGGCGUCCUGGAAGGGAUUCGUAUCUGCCGACAAGGCUUCCCCAACCGCAUCCCCUUCCAGGAGUUCAGACAGAGAUAUGAGAUUCUGACUCCUAACGCUAUUCCUCGCACCUUCAUGGAUGGAAAACAGGCGUCAGAACUCAUGAUCAAAGCCUUGGAGCUGGAUCCCAACCUGUUCCGGGUGGGCCAAAGCAAAGUGUUCUUCAGAGCCGGCGUGCUGGCGCACCUGGAGGAGGAGCGAGACUUGAAAAUCACAGACACCAUCAUACGCUUCCAGAGUGCAGCGAGAGGCUUCCUUGCACGCAAAGCCUUCACGAAGAAGCAGCAGCAGCUGAGCGCUCUGAGGGUGAUGCAGAGGAACUGUCAUGCUUAUCUCAUACUCAAGAACUGGCAGUGGUGGCGACUUUUCACAAAGGUGAAACCGCUGCUGCAGGUGACCCGGCAAGAUGAGGAGAUCCAGAUCAGAGAAUCAGAGCUGCUAAAAGCCAAGGAAAGACUGGUCCGAGUGGAGCAAGACUUCACCGACCUGGACAAGAAACACUCAGUGCUGUUGGAGGAGAAAGCGGUGCUGGCCGACCAGUUGCAGGCCGAGGCGGAGCUGUUCGCCGAAGCCGAGGAGAUGCGCUCCAGGCUGGCCAGUCGCAAGCAGGAGCUGGAGGACGUGCUGACCGAGCUGGAGAGCCGUUUGGAGGAGGAGGAGGAGAGGGGCGUGCAGAUGCUUAACGAGAAGAAGAAAAUGCAGCAGAAUAUUCAGGACCUUGACGAUCAACUAGAAGAGGAGGAGGCUGCUAGACAGCGCCUCUUGCUGGAGAAGGUCUCCUUAGAAACCAAAGUCAAAAGUAUGGAGAAUGACCUUCUGAGCGCAGUGGAGCAGAGAGAUCGCCUCAUCAAGGAGAAGAAGCAGCUGGAGGAACGCCUGAGCGAGGUGACCGACCACCUCACCGAGGAGGAGGAGAAGAGCAAAAGUCUGAACAAACUCAAGAACAAACAGGAGGCCGUCAUCGCCGACCUAGAAGACCGACUGAAGCGUGAGGAGCAGGCGCGCUUGGAGCAGGAAAAGUGGAAGAGGAGGAUGGAGACGGAGGCAAUAGAGGCGCAAGAGCAGCUGUCUGACCUGGGCCUCAUCUCUGGCGAGCUGAAGGGCAGUCUGACCCAGAAGGACAAAGAAAUCACCUCCCUGCAGAGCCGGUUGGAGGAGGAGGGCGCCCGCCGCUCUGAGGCCCAGCGCUCGCUGAGGGAAGCCAUGUCACAGGUGUCGGAGCUGAAGGAGGAAGUGGAGAACGAGCGAGGCAUGAGAGAGCGGGCAGAGAAACAGAGGCGGGACCUCAGCGAGGAGCUGGAGGCUUUGAGGACCGAGCUGGAGGACACCCUGGACACCACCGCCGCCCAGCAGGAGCUCCGGUCUCGUCGGGAAGUUGAGUUAAACGACCUCCAGCGCUGUGUGGAAGAUGAGACGCGCCGCCACGAGGUCCAGCUGUCUGAGCUCCGGGUCAAACACAGCGGCGCCAUAGACAAUCUGCAGGAGCAGCUGGACAACAGCAAGAGGGCGCGUCAGUCGUUGGAGAAGGCCAAGCUGGUGCUGGAGGAAGAGAAGCAGAGUUUGAGUGCAGAGCUGAAGACCCUCCAGGCCAACCGCACGGAGAGCGACCGAGGUCGUAAGCGAGCCGAAAGUCAGCUGCAGGAGCUCACCAUGCGCCUCACUCAGGCCGAGCAAGAGAAGGAGGAAAAAGAGGAGCGCAUACACAAGUUUCAGAAUGAAAUUGAGAAUCUCUCCAGCAAUCUGUCAUCCUUUGACAGCAAAUCCCUCCGUUUGUCCAAAGAAGUCGCCAGCCUGGAGAGCCAGCUUCAUGACGCACAGGAAAUCUUGCAGGAGGAGACCCGCCAGAAGUUGGCUCUGGCUACUCGGGUGCGAGCGCUGGAAGAUGAGAGGCAGGGACUGAUGGAGAGAGUGGAGGAGGAAGAGGAGAAGUCCAGGGAGCUGACUCGGCAGUUUCAGACUCAGACACAGCAGCUGUCGGAGGUGCGCAAGCAGUCGGAGGAGGUGAACACGGCGGUGGAGAGCGGCGAAGAGACCCGCAGGAAGCUCCAGCGAGAGCUGGACGCCGCCAUCCAGAGAGAGAAACAGCGAGAGGAGGAGAGGGACCGCGUGGAGAGGCAGCGGGAGCGCCUCAGGGAAGAGAUUGAGGACAUGACGGUGGCCCUGCAGCGGGAGAGGCAGAACUGCACGGCUCUGGAGAAGAGGCAGAAGAAGUUCGACCAGUGUCUGGCCGAGGAGAAGGCAGUGGGCACGCGUCUGGCAGAGGAGAAGGACCGAGCGGAAGCUGAUAGUCGAGACAAGGAGACGCGCUACCUUGCCUUGUCCAGAGCUCUUCAGGAAGCCCAGGACCAGAGGGACGAGCUGGAGAGGUCCAACAAGCAGCUUCGCCUGGAAAUGGAGCAACUCGUCAACCAGCAGGAUGACGUGGGAAAGAACGUCCACGAGCUGGAGAGGACCCGCAGGGCCCUGGAGACUGAAGCCGAGAGCCUCCGCACGCAGACGCAGGAUCUCGAGGAGGAGCUGACGGAGGCGGAGAACUCCAGGCUGAGGCUGGAGGUCACCCUGCAGGCACUCAAGGCUCAGUUUGAGAGGGAAAUCAGCAGCAGUGAAGAGAAAGGCGAGGAGAAGAGGAGAGCCCUCAGCAAGCAGGUGCGGGAGCUGGAGCUCCAGCUGGAGGAGGAGCGCAGUCAGCGCUCCCAGGCCGUGCUGACCAAAAAGCAGCUGGAAGCGGAGCUGCAGGAUUCCGAGGCUCAGGUGGAGACGUCCAGCCGCAGCAAGGAGGAGGCCGUCAAGCAUCUGCGGAAGCUGCAGAGUCAACUCAAGGAGGCGCUUCGAGAGCUGGAUGAGGCCAAGAUCACGCGGGAUGAGGUCAUCGCGCAGUCCAAAGACAACGACAAGAAAAUCCAAACACUGGAGGCUGAAGUGCUGCAGCUCACUGAGGAGCUGGCCGUAUCUGACCGGCAGAGACGACAAGCUCAGCAGGAGAGAGACGAAAUGGCCGACGACAUGGUCAACAACAGCUCCGGAAAGACGGCGCUUUUGGAAGAGAAGCGCCGCUUGGAAAUGCGAGUCAGCCAGCUGGAGGAGGAGCUGGAGGAGGAGCAGACCAAUGCUGAGCUCCUCUCAGAGAGACAAAGAAAGAUGCAGUUGCAGGUGGAGACGCUGACAGUGCAGCUGCAGGGUGAGAGGACCCUGGCCCAGAAGGCGGAGGCGGCGCGGGAGCAGCUGGAGCGGCACAACAAGGACAUGAAGACACGGCUGGAGGAACUGGAGGGAACCGUCAGGGGCAAACACCGCCUCAGCGUCGCCGCCCUGGAGGCCAAGAUUGAAUCCAUGGAGGAGCAGCUGGAACAAGAGCGACAGGAGCGCGCCAUUGCCAACAAGCUGGUGAGGAAGACGGAAAAGAAACUGAAGGAGGUCAUGAUGCAGGCGGAAGACGAGAGGAGGCACGCCGACCAGUACAGAGAGCAGCUGGACAAGUCCAUGGUGCGCUUGAGGCAGCUGAAGCGUCAGCUGGAAGAAGUGGAGGAGGAGAACUCGCGCUCCAACGCGCAGAAGAGGAAGCUGCAGCGAGAACUGGAAGAGCUGACGGAGAACAGCCAAAGCAGGAUGCGCGAGAUCACCAGCCUGCGCAACCAGCUCAGCGUCCCCGAAUGGAGACCAGAGCAACGUGCUCCAUUGCAACUGAUGAUCCGCGGACGGCGACCUCUGGUGGACGACUACUCGUUGGACAACUCGGAUUCCGAAGAGCCGCCCGCCUCGCCAACGCCCUCCCUGGGACUGCCCCGAACCCCCACCCCGUCCUCGGAGCACAGCCUGGACCCGACCCCGCCCACCUUCAACGUCAACAACGUACACCAAUGAUGUACCCGCACGCACACAUGCACACUACACUACUUUAUGAUUAGUCGAUGAAUUGCUUUGAAUUUUUUUUUUUUUACCUUAUAAGGCAACCUUGUAACAUUCUAACAUUUUAAAAGUUUCACGUUUGAAUUGGCGUAGAAAACACUAUAGCCAUGUGUAUCCCUUUCAUCAAAGGUGGGCAACCUUUCCUUAUCACGGCUCAUUGAAAUUAUGAAGGGAAAGAAUAUAUACUGUACUCCAUCAAAUAGUGGCCGCUCUUCUAAUAAAAGUCUCCCUCAAUUAGACUCCUCAAGUUUCCAUUGAUCACUAUACAGUUGCUAACCAAAAGAGCAACAACUAUUUAUGCACCUUUGAACAACAAACGCACAACAAAAAUUCAACACCUCUCUUAGCUCCUGGCCAUUCUUUUACUAUUUAUUUAUUAUUUAAUUGUUUAAGGAAUUUUCAUAUUUGCGAUGAGGGCCACAUCGGAUGCUCUGGUAUGCUCCCGUGUGGUUCACCAGCCACAGGUUGCCCACCCCUGAUGUUAAUAUGACAAAAGUUAAAAGGGCUGCUGCAGAACGACAAAUUGGACAAUCUAUUUGCAUAAGCCACAUAUUUGAUUAAAAAGUGAAUUUGACCUCAUUCUUCUCGUGGGGCAAAUGUUAUGGAAUAUGUGUUUUCAUACGCCGUGUGACUUUUUACAAGCGCCGUUUGCAUAACAAUUUACAAGCGCCAUUUGCAUAACGACUGCACUAUUUGCUAACAUUGCGAGGAAAUUAGCCAGACCGACCCGAGAACAAGUAGCUCCCAUCAAACAUGUUCUAUAAUUCCGUAGCUAGUCUAAUUUAUUCAUCUAAAACAAGCUAUUUGUAUUUUUAUCAUUUAUAUCAAGCUAAAUAUGUUAAAGCUUACUUUUACUGUGCAAAAAUUACUCUUCAAGAUUCACUGGAGAGACAUUUUUCUACCAUGUCUGUAUCUGAAGUAAAAGAACUUUUUUUUUUUUAGACUGAAAAACACGGGUGUCUUGCACAAGGUAGUCUUAAUAUUUUUUUGUUCAUUACAUUUGAGCUGUAAAUGAAAGCUGUCAUAUGGAUGAGAAAAGGGACUAAAUCUAGUAGAAUAGAAUAGAGGAGAUUUACCAUCAUCAAGCAUUGCUUUUGGAUGACUUUCCUUGGAGAUAAUACAAAUAAUGUAGGUUUAGAUACAAAUAGAGGCAGCAAGUCGUACAAGUGAAGACUUAAGUAGUUUUUAUCAACCUGGCCAAUUCCCAACACCUCUUUAUGUUCCUUUCCUGGAUAUUUGGGACACAUUUUUAUAUUUAAUACAAUAUUGGCCUGGAUUCUCAAGGCACAAGUGGAGUAUGUGUCGUAAAUGGGGGGGGUAGCAAAAAUGCAUGCUUUUGGAUAUCUUUAACUUGGAAUAAUAUCGCACUGGGCAUAUGCGAUGUGUCUCACUUGUAAUGUACAUGAAAUUUGACAGUCCAAUAAAUGGGAUGGACAUGAAAUGAAAAUUGUGGACUCGCAGUGUAAAUCCAGCCUUUGACAAAUGUGAUGACCUCUUCUGCCACACUAAGCUCAACUGGCUGCUAAACUUGAAGCUAAACGCUAAAGCAGUCUAGUUAGCAUUGUGUGGUGGGACCCGAAUACGUUCAAAUCAUAAAAUAAAAGCCUGUCUUUUGCGUUAGUCAUACUCCAAAUAGUACAAACUAGGAUUCUUUUUCAAAUGACCUCAGGAGAAUUUUGUUCCAUCGUGACAUCUGCGUGCUCCAUUUUAAGCUAUAGCAUAGCGUUAGCUAUAAAGAGGUUUCAAGAUGUAGGUGUUCAAAUGUUUCUGGAAUUGUUGUGAAUGUUUUUACUGUGGGUAAAGUACUAUAUACACUGACCCGGGUUUAUGUUUACCAAUAUGAAUGUUGCACUGGACCAGUACAGAACAAAGUUUGCGUUUUAAUCAGUGUUGACGUGCUCCCAGCCAUGCUAGGCUAGCAUUAGCCAUGAUGGGUUCACGAGUCAAAACUACCAGAUGACAAAAUAAGUGUUUUAUGCUAAGUGCUAAGCUAAAUUUAGCAACAACAGGCUCUCAAUAAAUCGCAGCUAAAAGACGGCCAAAGGAUCUUGUUUGUCGCCAAUUAAUGACUUAUUAAGGUGGUUUGACUUUCACUAUCCAAACACCUGGACCUUACUGUGUCGUACUCCAAUGAAAGAGAUUCCUAAUGUGCUUUUUGUUUUGGCAAUAUGCAAAUGAUUUGUAUUUUUACAACAUUGUGUAAUGGCUGCACAUUGCACACAAGCGAUGGGUAGAUUUGUCCACAUCAGCCUCUACUGAACAUGAACACGAGUGCGUUCACAACCGCAAACGGUGAAUGCUUGAAGACAACAAAGCUCUGUUCAUCCGUAGCAUGCUGAUUCUUAAGGUGUUUUUCAUCUGUCUCAUCUUUGUGGUUUGCUCAUGGCUAUUGUGCAACUUGAAAUAUUGCAAUUGUUUGUUAAUGAAGCUGUAUAAUACAUCUGUCCGGGGUCCACUUUUAAUAUAUGUUGUUGGUUUUCA
Molecule: messenger RNA, 8999 nt
Organism: Syngnathus acus (greater pipefish)
Lineage: Eukaryota; Metazoa; Chordata; Actinopteri; Syngnathiformes; Syngnathidae
Gene: myh14
Product: myosin, heavy chain 14, non-muscle
Exons: 45
Coding region: 297-6473 (2058 amino acids)
Cellular component (GO): myosin complex
Molecular function (GO): cytoskeletal motor activity; ATP binding; actin filament binding
Source: RefSeq, a predicted model, not a curated record